Messenger RNA from Melanotaenia boesemani (Boeseman's rainbowfish), 2172 nucleotides. RefSeq names its product PAF1 homolog, Paf1/RNA polymerase II complex component (gene paf1). Bases 250 to 1857 code for a protein of 535 amino acids. The record is from RefSeq and is a predicted model, not a curated record. Gene Ontology annotation, cellular component: Cdc73/Paf1 complex. Gene Ontology annotation, biological process: transcription elongation by RNA polymerase II. Lineage: Eukaryota; Metazoa; Chordata; Actinopteri; Atheriniformes; Melanotaeniidae. Gene Ontology annotation, molecular function: chromatin binding; RNA polymerase II complex binding. The transcript is spliced from 14 exons.
UGAAAACUCCGUCCAGCCCACACGCCGCAGUCCCGGACAGUAAAUGGUGCAGACCUACUGACUCGCGUCGGGUCAACAUCCCGUUCUUGCUACGUGAAUACAAGUGUGGAAUCUUUAAUUGUGUGGGGAGUUAGUGUGUUUUGUAUGUCACGCAAAGCGGAAAGUUGCGGUAAACUUCAGACGGAUUUGUGUUGAUUACCUGUGAAAGCAAAUAGUUUUGUUUUCAGUUGUGAGCAGUUUCUUGUAAAUAUGGCUCCAACGAUUCAGACACAAGCUCAACGGGAGGAAGGCCACAGUAGGCCUUCAUCUCACAGAACUGUACCAGAGAGGUCAGGAAUUGUCUGUAGAGUGAAGUACUGCAACAGCUUGCCUGACAUCCCUUUCGAUCCCAAAUUCAUCACAUAUCCGUUUGAUCAGCACAGGUUUGUACAAUAUAAAGCCACUUCUCUGGAGAAACAGCACAAACAUGAACUCCUGACUGAGCCAGACCUCGGGGUAACCAUUGAUCUCAUUAACCCAGACACCUACCGCAUAGACCCUAACAUAAUGUUGGAUCCUGCUGAUGAAAAACUGUUGGAAGAGGACAUUCAGGCUCCAUCCAGUUCCAAGAGGUCCCAACAACAUGCCAAAGUCGUGCCAUGGAUGAGAAAAACAGAAUACAUCUCCACAGAGUUUAAUAGAUAUGGUGUAUCUAACGAGAAAGUGGAGGUCAAGAUUGGUGUAUCUGUCAAACAGCAAUUUACAGAAGAAGAGAUCUACAAGGAUAGAGACAGUCAGAUUUCUGCUAUUGAGAAAACAUUUGAGGAUGCACAGAAAUCGAUCGCACAGCACUACAGUAAACCCAGAGUCACACCUGUGGAAAUACUGCCAGUGUUCCCUGACUUUAAGAUGUGGAUCAACCCAUGUGCUCAGGUCAUCUUUGACUCUGAUCCUGCUCCCAAAGACAUAUCAGGCCCAGCAGGAGUGGAAAUGAUGUCUCAAGCCAUGAUCAGAGGAAUGAUGGAUGAGGAAGGAAAUCAGUUUGUGGCUUACUUCCUGCCCAAUGAGGACACACUUCACAAGCGAAAGAGAGACCUCGAGGAGGGCGUGGAUUACAUGCCAGAGGAUGUGUAUGAUUACAAGAUUGCAAGGGAAUAUAACUGGAAUGUAAAGAACAAAGCCAGCAAGGGUUAUGAGGAGAACUACUUCUUUAUCUUCAGAGAUGGAGAUGGCGUUUACUACAAUGAGCUGGAAACAAGGGUGCGCUUGAGCAAGAGAAGAGCCAAGGCUGGAGCCCAAUCCACCACCAAUGCUGUGCUGGUGUGCAAGCACAGGGACAUGAAUGAGAAGGAGCUGGAAGCUCAGGAGGCACGUAAAGCUCAGUUGGAGAACCAUGAGCCAGAAGAUGAGGAAGAAGACAUGGACAUGGACAAAGACAUGCAGGAUUCUGGUGAUGAGAAGGAGAAGGGCAGCGGCAGCGAGGCAGAGAACUCUGGUAGUGAAUCUGAGAGGGAAGCUGAAGAUCAGGAACAAAGCGGAGAAGAUGAAGAGGAGGAAGAACAUGGAGGGAAAAGGCAGAGGAAGGCGAGCGGCAGCGGUAGUGAGAGUGGAGAAGAGAGGACCAGAGAAAUGCGAGACGAGGAAGAGAUCUUCGGCAGUGACGAUGACAGUGAUGACGAGCCCAAGAAUUCAGCCAGGAGCAGCGGAGAGGAGGGCAGCGACAGUGAGGAUGAAGGGCGGAACAGAAGAGCCAGCAGGAGUCGCAGUGCCUCUCCGGCACACAGCGACCGCAGCAGUGACCAUUCAGAGACCCACGCUCAAAGUGGGAGUGGCAGUGAGAGAGGCUCAGACUCCAGUGAUGCCAGUGACAGUGAAUAAGCUGCAGCCUGGGCAGGACGGUGAGGACCACCUGUCUCACCUGCAUACUCAGCUCCAGUCACAGCCCUUAUAUCCUGUCAUUGAGCCAGUUGGCAUAGUCUGGGGCUGUAGCUUCUAUGUAUGUAUGUAUGUAUGUAUGUAUGUAUGUAUGUGAGGUGCCCUUUGUGUUUUGGACUGGAUAAAUUUCCAUUUAAAUUUUAUUUGUGGAUUUAAAUCUUGCACCAGUAGCUGUUCAUCAUUCCUUGUUCUUUUUGCUUUUGACAUACCACCACGGCACAGCUUUUAAAACUGUUAAUAAAUUACAUCUGACAUGUG